This is a messenger RNA of Artibeus jamaicensis (Jamaican fruit-eating bat), 5286 nucleotides long. RefSeq names its product angiogenic factor with G-patch and FHA domains 1 (gene AGGF1). Gene Ontology annotation, molecular function: protein binding; nucleic acid binding. The transcript is spliced from 15 exons. NCBI's taxonomy places the organism in Eukaryota, Metazoa, Chordata, Mammalia, Chiroptera, Phyllostomidae. Bases 353 to 2497 code for a protein of 714 amino acids. The record is from RefSeq and is a predicted model, not a curated record.
CCCAGGAGCCGCCCAAGUCGUUUCGGUUCUUGCUUCUCGGAGCCUCCCACUUCUUUAACGAUCCUGCGGCUGUUUUGGUUGCUGGGGGAAGGUAUUACCAAUAAAGUUUUCCUGUUUCAAAGCCGGGCGGACUGGGCUGGGCCCAUCCGCCUUCCCCUCGCUGGCUGUCCGCAGUUGGUCUCUGCUACACGCUAGGAGCUGUGGGGCGUCAUGGUCAGGGGCCGCCGCGGCCGGGCAGGUAUAAGGCCGCCUUCCGCUGCCCGUGCGCUCGUAUGGCUUCUGGGGUCCCUGGCGUCCACCUCAGUCUGAGCGCAGCCUCUCCGCGCCCACGGGCCGCCACGCGCCGGACCCCAUGGCCUCCGAGGCGCUGUCUCCUUCAUUGUCACCCUCGCCACCCAACUCCCCCGAGCCUGAGCUGGCCCAUUUGAGGAGGAAGGUGGAGAAGUUGGAACUCGAGCUGCGGAGCUGCAAGCGGCAAGUGCGGGAGAUCGAGAAGCUGCUACACCACACAGAGCGUCUGUACCAGAGCGCCGAGAGCAACAACCAGGAGCUCCGCACACAGGUAGAAGAGCUCAGUAAGAUACUCUAUUGUGGGAGAAACGAAGAUAGUAAGAAGUCUGACGUAGAAGUACAAACAGAGAGCCACCCUCCAUGGUCAAUCUCAGAUUAUUAUUAUCAGGCAUACUAUAAGGAUAUUAGUCUUCCAGAUAAAGAGACAGAACUCUCAGUUCAGCAAGAUCAGGAUAUUGAAGCCUCUACUUAUAAUUCUAAAGACCAGUCACAAAUAGAAAAUGAUGCUUAUGCUGGUACUGAUGUAGCGGAAAAGUUUGAAUGUGGACAAGAGGACCGUUUUGCCUUAAAUUCACAGGAGCCAGCCUCUGUUUUAGCAACAGAAGAUCCAUCUUUGGAAGGUUCAUCUUUAGCUGAAAGUUUGAGAGCUGCAGCAGAAGCUGCUGUAUCACAGACUGGAUUUAGUUAUGAUGAGAAUACCGGACUGUAUUUUGACCACAGCACUGGUUUUUAUUAUGAUUCUGAAAAUCAACUAUAUUACGAUCCUUCCACUGGAAUUUAUUACUACUGUGAUGUGGAAAGUGGUCGCUAUCAGUUUCAUUCUCGAGUAGAUCUGCAACCUUAUCAGACUUCUGGCACAAAACAAAGUAAAGAUAAAAAACUGAAGAAGAAAAGAAAGGAUCCAGAUUCUUCUACAACAAAUGAGGAAAAGGAUUUGAAUCCAGAAGAUCAAAAAGCAGCCAGUAUUGAACAUAUAAACUACAGUGAGGGAGAAGAUUGUGCAAAUGUGAAAAAGAAGUCCAAAAUAGACAUUGGUAACAAAAAUAGUUCCCCCAAGUUCACUGUCCCAGUGACUGGAAAGUCUAUAGAAUCUCCUCUUAAUGAAAACAUUUAUAAUUUGACUUCAUUUAAAGAUGAGAAAACCAUAGAGACUGAUAGCGAGCCAGAAGAAGGUGAAAUUACAGACUCUCAGACUGAGGAUGAUUAUGAAGAAGACACUUCCAGUGAAGAUAAUGUAACUGCAGAAGAUACUGAGGAUGAAGAUGAAGAGAAAAUUUGGCCCCCUUGUAUCAGAGUAAUUGUUAUUAGAUCACCAGUGUUGCAGACAGGAUCUCUUUUUAUUAUUACAGCUGUAAACCCUGCUACAAUUGGAAGAGAAAAAGAUAUGGAGCAUACUCUUCGAAUUCCUGAAGUUGGUGUCAGUAAGUUUCAUGCAGAAAUUUAUUUUGACCAUGACUUACAAAGUUAUGUCCUUGUGGAUCAAGGCAGCCAAAAUGGUACAGUUGUUAAUGGAAAACAGAUUCUUCAGCCUAAAACUAAAUGUGACCCUUACGUACUUGAGCAUGGAGAUGAAGUGAAAAUUGGGGAGACUGUAUUGUCCUUUCACAUUCACCCUGGCAGUGACACCUGUGAUGGCUGCGAGCCAGGGCAGGUCAGAGCUCACCUUCGUCUUGAUAAGAAAGAUGAACCUUUUGUUGGUCCAGCACUAAGCAAGGAGGAAAAAGAGUUGGAAAGGAGAAAAGAAUUAAAGAAAAUACGAGUAAAAUAUGGUUUGCGGAAUACAGACUAUGAAGAUGAAAAGGCAUUGAAGAAUCCGAAAUACAAAGACAGAGCAGGAAAGCGUAGGAAGCAGAUUGGAAGUGAAGGAACUUUCCAGAGAGAUGAUGCUCCUGCAUCUGUUCAUUCUGAAAUUACUGAUAGCAACAAAGGUCGGAAGAUGCUGGAAAAGAUGGGCUGGAAAAAGGGAGAGGGCCUAGGGAAGGACGGUGGAGGAAUGAAAACUCCGAUCCAGCUUCAGCUUCGGCGAACACAUGCAGGCUUGGGGACAGGCAAACCAUGCUCAAUUGAAGAUGUCCACCUUCUCCAAAACAAGAGCAAAAAGAACUGGGAGAAAGCACGAGAGAGGUUUGCUGAAAACUUCCCAGAAACUAAACCUCAACAAGAUGCACCAGGGACAGUGCCUUGGGUCAAAGGGACUGUAGAGUGAAGACAUCACCACCUGGCCUUCCUGGUCAACAGGAUCCUUGUUAGUGCAGAAAUUCACCAGUAUCCUCAGAACAACGGAGGCCUCCAGUUUCCCCCAGAGGCAUGUUUCACACCUGCCCUCCAGGUAUGUCCCAGAAGAGUCUGAGUGGUGCCCACAGGGGCAAAGAUGAUGAAAUGUAAGGGGGAAAUAUUAGGAUCCCCACUGAAGUACUGAUUUCUGGGAAAGGGGCCCAUAAGCACCUCUCACACCCCCUCCCAGACCUGUGCCCGGCAGUCUGGUGCUGCAGUAAGCAGGGUUACCACCCUCUCUCCAUGUCUGUCCUAAUCCUGGGAAGCUUUCAGUAUGUUACCUGGCAGGGGAGAAUUAACAUAUUAAGUCUAACCGUGAGGUUAGGAGAGUGUUCUUCUAAUGUGCAAGAGGGAGACCUAGAGAUGCAAUGUGAGAAUGGCUGGCCCUUGCUGAAAGGGGCCACAAGCCCAACGCAUGUGGGAAACCCCAUGCUUUAGAAGCCAAAAGAGGCAAAAAACACUGAGAAUCUGAGAUUCUCACAGAGCCUUAAGAGAGCCAACACUUUGAGAUCAUUUCCUGACUUGCAGGACUAUAAGAUAAAUUUAUGUUGUUUUGAGCCACAAAAUUUGUGGCAAUUCGGUACAGCAGCAACAGGAAACUAAUGCAGAGGCCAUUGUUGCUUCCCCAGGGAGAGCUGGCUGGUACCCAGAACUAGGUGGGUGGGAAAUAGCCACCGGCGACCCAAGUGUUGGCAGGCACUCGUGCCAGGACCCAGAAGUCUUAGCCCCGAUGAAGAGAUGGGCCAGAAGAGAGGCCUGGGAGGAAGCUUAACUGUUUGGCCCCAGAUCUGACCAGGAUCCAUGGAUGGAGCUCCAGGCUCCAGUCUGCUACUUGCUAGCUGUGUGGUCCUCAGCAGGCCACUUGGCCUUGUUGAAGAGUGGGGUCUCGUUUGUAAAAUGUGGGCAUUUACCCCACCUGUGGUGUUGUGAGCACAGAAAGUGUAUACUGAGGGAGCCCAUGCCGAUCACUGCUGCCCACAUUUCAGUUCUAAGUGUGAAUCUGAGAGGUCCGUACCUCAGUGCUGUGGAAAAAGCAGCUUGAUACACAAUUACUAUUUUUAAUAAUCGUACAUAUGUGACUUUCAACAUUUUCUUCUAAAUCUCCAGUUGACAAGAGAAUCCAAUUCAGCAGAGCAACUGAUUCAUUCACUCAGAAGUCAAUUGAUGUUUCACUGUAUUUCAUGUCACCAUAGCACUAUAAAGUCAAAAGGGACCUUAACAGUCACCUCAUCCAUUUUCCAAAGGAAGAGGCCAGUUGUAGAAAGGCAAGAAGUUCAAGCCCUCAGCAAUAGACUUCCCUAAUGACUCCAGGGCAGCAAAACAAAGCCCGAUGUUUUGGAGUCUAUUCUGAAAUACUAAGAGACUUGGACAGCUAUUUCAUGGACAUGAAACUCAGCCCAAAGCAAGCCAAACCCUUUUCUUCUCCAACCCCCAAGGAUGACAAAUGUAGGUGCCUAAAGGGCCCUAACUCUUUCAGGCUUGGUUGUCAUUGCCCUGAUGUACCCAUACCCCCUCUCCAUGCCAAAUUUCAACCCAAAGUGGCAUUAGGGCAGGAGCUGAGCUAGGUUCAGGGCGGUCUGCACCCCAGUCCCAGCCAUCCACCUCGUUAAUGCAAUGCAUGCAUUGCUCUCAAAGGCAGCACCUGGGUGCUGCCAUUGGCAAGUCCAGGCACAUAGAUCAGGGAAGCCCUGCUACUAUAGGUGAGGCGUAUCACUGUCACCCAUCAGUAGUGACAACUCUGUGAGCAGACAAGGCCAUAGCCAGGAGGCCAAAGCAAUUCCCAGAACCUACCUGGGCACUCCCCCAGUUGGGUUGACAUCCAGAUGCCAGCUCAUCUGGUUGGUCCUGAUAGUUCCUGUGUUUUGCCAGCAGAGCACUCACACCCAAGGGGGCAGAACCUGUUCAGGAGGCUGGAGUCACGUGAACUGCCAUGGCCACUAUCUCUUGGUACCAGACAAGGCACCCUGGGACUCUUGUCUCUGUCAAAUGAUGGGGUUGGGCUGCAUAAGGGCCACAUUUCCUUCUAGGCUUUUCUGGAAGUGGGGAUUAUAUCAGUCCUUGUGUUGAAGAUUUUAUUUUAAUUGAGGAAGCUGAGUGCAAAUAGUGAGGAUUCUUCAUUUGCAAAAUGUAAGUAAUUUUAUAUUCUGCUACGAAAUUGCAGUGGUGUAGAAAGCAGAAAGCAGAAUGCCUUCCCUUCCCUCCCACGGCCAGCAGUCAGCAGUCAGGCUGAUGUUCUCCACCCUGCCCGCCCCACCGCCUGUCCCUGCAGAGCCAUCCCGUUCUCACUGGCUCUCUUUCUUGAGGGAGUGAUUAUGAUUCCAAAAGUGAAUCUUUGCCUGUUUUAACAGUUCUAACAAUUGAUGAAAUACUGGGUUAGCCAAAAAGUCUGGACAGUUUUUUUUGUAAAACAAAGAUACUAUUUUCAUUUUUACCAAUAACUAUCGAUUUGGAUAUUUUGAGAAUGUCGGCUAUCUCCUUCAUGGUAGAAACAUUGAUCGCUGUCUACUUCAGCUGGUCUGCCCGACCAUGGAGCAUUGUCCAGAGAGAAGUCUCCAGCGUGGAACUUCACAAACCACUUUUGAGACGGUUCAGGCAGUCACAGCACCUCCUCCAUACACGGCACAAGUCUUUUUUGUGUGUUUUAGUUGUGCUUCUACCUUUCUUGAAUUAAAAAAUCAUGAUAUGCCCAAAAUAUUGCUUAUUUUCUUACAUCUUCAAUAU